Molecule: messenger RNA, 3156 nt
Organism: Schistosoma mattheei
Lineage: Eukaryota; Metazoa; Platyhelminthes; Trematoda; Strigeidida; Schistosomatidae
Source: the annotation of a GenBank genome assembly
AUGAUGAUGAUGAUGAUGAUGAUGAUGAUGAUGAUGAUGAUGAUGAUGAUGAUGAUGAUGAUGAUGAUGAUGAUGAUGAUGAUGAUGAUGAUGAUGAUGAUGAUGAUGAUGAUGAUGAUGAUGAUGAUGAUGAUGAUGAUGAUGAUGAUGAUGAUGAUGAUGAUGAUGAUGAUGAUGAUGAUGAUGAUGAUGAUGAUGAUGAUGAUGAUGAUGAUGAUGAUGAUGAUGAUGAUGAUGAUGAUGAUGAUGAUGAUGAUGAUGAUGAUGAUGAUGAUGAUGAUGAUGAUGAUGAUGAUGAUGAUGAUGAUGAUGAUGAUGAUGAUGAUGAUGAUGAUGAUGAUGAUGAUGAUGAUGAUGAUGAUGAUGAUGAUGAUGAUGAUGAUGAUGAUGAUGAUGAUGAUGAUGAUGAUGAUGAUGAUGAUGAUGAUGAUGAUGAUGAUGAUGAUGAUGAUGAUGAUGAUGAUGAUGAUGAUGAUGAUGAUGAUGAUGAUGAUGAUGAUGAUGAUGAUGAUGAUGAUGAUGAUGAUGAUGAUGAUGAUGAUGAUGAUGAUGAUGAUGAUGAUGAUGAUGAUGAUGAUGAUGAUGAUGAUGAUGAUGAUGAUGAUGAUGAUGAUGAUGAUGAUGAUGAUGAUGAUGAUGAUGAUGAUGAUGAUGAUGAUGAUGAUGAUGAUGAUGAUGAUGAUGAUGAUGAUGAUGAUGAUGAUGAUGAUGAUGAUGAUGAUGAUGAUGAUGAUGAUGAUGAUGAUGAUGAUGAUGAUGAUGAUGAUGAUGAUGAUGAUGAUGAUGAUGAUGAUGAUGAUGAUGAUGAUGAUGAUGAUGAUGAUGAUGAUGAUGAUGAUGAUGAUGAUGAUGAUGAUGAUGAUGAUGAUGAUGAUGAUGAUGAUGAUGAUGAUGAUGAUGAUGAUGAUGAUGAUGAUGAUGAUGAUGAUGAUGAUGAUGAUGAUGAUGAUGAUGAUGAUGAUGAUGAUGAUGAUGAUGAUGAUGAUGAUGAUGAUGAUGAUGAUGAUGAUGAUGAUGAUGAUGAUGAUGAUGAUGAUGAUGAUGAUGAUGAUGAUGAUGAUGAUGAUGAUGAUGAUGAUGAUGAUGAUGAUGAUGAUGAUGAUGAUGAUGAUGAUGAUGAUGAUGAUGAUGAUGAUGAUGAUGAUGAUGAUGAUGAUGAUGAUGAUGAUGAUGAUGAUGAUGAUGAUGAUGAUGAUGAUGAUGAUGAUGAUGAUGAUGAUGAUGAUGAUGAUGAUGAUGAUGAUGAUGAUGAUGAUGAUGAUGAUGAUGAUGAUGAUGAUGAUGAUGAUGAUGAUGAUGAUGAUGAUGAUGAUGAUGAUGAUGAUGAUGAUGAUGAUGAUGAUGAUGAUGAUGAUGAUGAUGAUGAUGAUGAUGAUGAUGAUGAUGAUGAUGAUGAUGAUGAUGAUGAUGAUGAUGAUGAUGAUGAUGAUGAUGAUGAUGAUGAUGAUGAUGAUGAUGAUGAUGAUGAUGAUGAUGAUGAUGAUGAUGAUGAUGAUGAUGAUGAUGAUGAUGAUGAUGAUGAUGAUGAUGAUGAUGAUGAUGAUGAUGAUGAUGAUGAUGAUGAUGAUGAUGAUGAUGAUGAUGAUGAUGAUGAUGAUGAUGAUGAUGAUGAUGAUGAUGAUGAUGAUGAUGAUGAUGAUGAUGAUGAUGAUGAUGAUGAUGAUGAUGAUGAUGAUGAUGAUGAUGAUGAUGAUGAUGAUGAUGAUGAUGAUGAUGAUGAUGAUGAUGAUGAUGAUGAUGAUGAUGAUGAUGAUGAUGAUGAUGAUGAUGAUGAUGAUGAUGAUGAUGAUGAUGAUGAUGAUGAUGAUGAUGAUGAUGAUGAUGAUGAUGAUGAUGAUGAUGAUGAUGAUGAUGAUGAUGAUGAUGAUGAUGAUGAUGAUGAUGAUGAUGAUGAUGAUGAUGAUGAUGAUGAUGAUGAUGAUGAUGAUGAUGAUGAUGAUGAUGAUGAUGAUGAUGAUGAUGAUGAUGAUGAUGAUGAUGAUGAUGAUGAUGAUGAUGAUGAUGAUGAUGAUGAUGAUGAUGAUGAUGAUGAUGAUGAUGAUGAUGAUGAUGAUGAUGAUGAUGAUGAUGAUGAUGAUGAUGAUGAUGAUGAUGAUGAUGAUGAUGAUGAUGAUGAUGAUGAUGAUGAUGAUGAUGAUGAUGAUGAUGAUGAUGAUGAUGAUGAUGAUGAUGAUGAUGAUGAUGAUGAUGAUGAUGAUGAUGAUGAUGAUGAUGAUGAUGAUGAUGAUGAUGAUGAUGAUGAUGAUGAUGAUGAUGAUGAUGAUGAUGAUGAUGAUGAUGAUGAUGAUGAUGAUGAUGAUGAUGAUGAUGAUGAUGAUGAUGAUGAUGAUGAUGAUGAUGAUGAUGAUGAUGAUGAUGAUGAUGAUGAUGAUGAUGAUGAUGAUGAUGAUGAUGAUGAUGAUGAUGAUGAUGAUGAUGAUGAUGAUGAUGAUGAUGAUGAUGAUGAUGAUGAUGAUGAUGAUGAUGAUGAUGAUGAUGAUGAUGAUGAUGAUGAUGAUGAUGAUGAUGAUGAUGAUGAUGAUGAUGAUGAUGAUGAUGAUGAUGAUGAUGAUGAUGAUGAUGAUGAUGAUGAUGAUGAUGAUGAUGAUGAUGAUGAUGAUGAUGAUGAUGAUGAUGAUGAUGAUGAUGAUGAUGAUGAUGAUGAUGAUGAUGAUGAUGAUGAUGAUGAUGAUGAUGAUGAUGAUGAUGAUGAUGAUGAUGAUGAUGAUGAUGAUGAUGAUGAUGAUGAUGAUGAUGAUGAUGAUGAUGAUGAUGAUGAUGAUGAUGAUGAUGAUGAUGAUGAUGAUGAUGAUGAUGAUGAUGAUGAUGAUGAUGAUGAUGAUGAUGAUGAUGAUGAUGAUGAUGAUGAUGAUGAUGAUGAUGAUGAUGAUGAUGAUGAUGAUGAUGAUGAUGAUGAUGAUGAUGAUGAUGAUGAUGAUGAUGAUGAUGAUGAUGAUGAUGAUGAUGAUGAUGAUGAUGAUGAUGAUGAUGAUGAUGAUGAUGAUGAUGAUGAUGAUGAUGAUGAUGAUGAUGAUGAUGAUGAUGAUGAUGAUGAUGAUGAUGAUGAUGAUGAUGAUGAUGAUGAUGAUGAUGAUGAUGAUGAUGAUGAUGAUGAUGAUGAUGAUGAUGAUGAUGAUGAUGAUGAUGAUGAUGAUGAUGAUGAUGAUGAUGAGAUGA